AACAAUUGUUGCACGUAGUGUUGUUUCUCCAUGUGAAGUGUGGACAAUGCGAGGUACCAGCUCGGCCUGGACAUCAUUCACACCGUAUUCCCUCGAGUGCCCGCCAGCACCCACGUACGAGUUGCAAGCAAUCGUCAAGGCCACCCAGAAAGCGAAUGACGCUAUUGGGCUGGCGCAGGACAUGGGCGCCGAGAAAGCAGCGCGACUUGCAAAGCGAGCUGUGGAUCAUAUCGGACAAGUGAAAGGCUGGUUCACGUACUACGUUUACCGUGUGUACACCGAUUUGCAAGAUGACAUUCACCAAGCUCGUUUCGACAUGGAGCAGGCUGCUCAAAGUGCGUACAGUGAAGCCACUGGCUCGGAAGCAGGAAACCUCCUGUCAUGUGCGGCCGACGACUUGCUGCCGUAUGACCCUUUGCCCAACAUCCAUCCGAUGGACCAUCGCCUCAGCUCCAUUCCGUUGGCAUUGUGCACAGGUUUGCCGCUCGAAAGACGCAGGCGCGGGAUUGAAGGUGGAUCGAUGGAUUUGUUGCCGGCUUGGCUUAGCCUAAUCAAGAUGAUGUGCCUUUUCAAGCCCAACACCUACGAUCCCAAGGACUGGCAAUGCCCAAAACCCAGCUGCCGCACAGUCAACUUCAAGAAGAGGCUCACUUGCAUCUCGUGCGGCGCGCGAAAACCAGAAGGGUCAAACAGGCCGCUGGAUGAUUGGCGUGACGGCGAGAAGGUUAGCGCAGGGCCUUGGACCUGUGAGUGCAGCUGCAAGAACGAAGGUGGCGCAAUGUAUUGCAUGCAGUGCAAGCAGCCUUCUCCCGACAUGAGACGUGCCAUCGAGGAGGAGAAACAACAGAGAGCUGCCGACGAAGGCCGGGGCGGAGGGUUGUUUGAUCGCCAGGACCCAAAUGAUCGCAACGCUUGGGACAGCGACGAUGAAGAGGUGGAUGAGUUUGGAAGACGCAAGAAAGCCGGCCCCGCCAUGUCGGAUUUUACUUGAUGAUCGUUUUAUCAGAGGUGAAGCGAAGUCGCGGAGGUGACAAGCCCUUGCCUUGGAGGCCCUUGGCAAGUCCCACUGAACCUGCUACGUCCCAAAGGCCCAAAGCGUGCAGAGACAAACACAAGGCCGCCCUGGAGCGGUUGAGGCCUGAGCCCGAGUUUGUUAUUCGCAGCUCCUUGUGUUGGGUGUUAAAUUGACGCCUCAGUGGCCAAACUACGGAGUAUAACGGCGUUGAGGGGCGCAGGAAGUGCCUGCUAACAAAGACAGCGGGGCCAAGAAAUGACCCUGCUCUCCUUGGCAUCAACCAUGAACGGUUGAGAUCUUGUUUUUCCUUGAGCCAAGUUGUUAGUCCGGGUGAACCUGCGCAGCCUGCGCACACCAACCCAACCCUCAAAGACUCUGACUUGGCGCGGCCCGUCC
Effrenium voratum is the source of this 1411-nucleotide messenger RNA. NCBI's taxonomy places the organism in Eukaryota, Dinophyceae, Suessiales, Symbiodiniaceae. The record is from the annotation of a GenBank genome assembly.